Messenger RNA from Exserohilum turcica Et28A, 1869 nucleotides. RefSeq lists its product as uncharacterized. The transcript is spliced from 4 exons. Bases 1 to 1869 code for a protein of 622 amino acids. NCBI's taxonomy places the organism in Eukaryota, Fungi, Ascomycota, Dothideomycetes, Pleosporales, Pleosporaceae. The record is from RefSeq and is a predicted model, not a curated record.
AUGGGCCGACAAGCCUACCUGGACAAGAUUGCCUUUGGGCGGUCUGCCUUUCAGCCUACACAAUCUGCUUCAGAGUCUCGAGACUACGUCCAGCUGGAAUCAGCACAGUCCGAGAUACCAUCACGAUACCACGAGGCCACAGCUAAUAACUACGUCCAACUUUACGAUGAGCGCGGCAACCCAAUCAACCCACGGUCUCACCAAUAUGGAAGAAGGCUGAGAAGUGCCCAGAAUGAUGUGCUUGCAUCGGUGGGCGUGGUGGAACGAAGACACUCGCCCGCCGAGGGACUGCCGGGUUCAAGCGAAGAGCGCCUUGAACUGCUUGAAGCCGAGGACACGGUGGGAAAUGCAAUCGCCUUGGCUACCACGCUCGUGGAAAACAUGUGCACAUGGUGGAUUGGGACCCUCCGAGAGAGGAUGCUGACAUUUCGCUUUCACCAUGGCCUUUCCUUUAAUCAAAUUGCUGUUUCCGAAGGCACCAUCUCUGGGGCAUCCCUGAUUUAUGCAGGGUUUGCCCCUCGAGUGUUUGCUACGAUGAACAUACAAGCUGCCGUUUAUAGCACGUUCUUGUAUCAGCCGGUUGAACGUUUGCUCUAUGCAACGCGCGCGAGUGCAAAGACACGAAGCUUCUUCCGUCGGGCGAGAGGAAUGUUAAAAUCAAGCCUUCGCUUCGGCCUGGAGCUUGUUUGCUUCCCGUUCUUCUAUCACGCGGCAUUGCAACGCUUGGGUCUCGUACCCGCCCGCCCCCUACUCCCAUCGUGGCGCACUCUUAUCCCUUUUACAAGCUCGUCGCCACUACUACCACUCUCGUUGCACUACGACGCCUGUAGUUCCGGUUUGGAUUUUUUCAGGGCUAUUGUGACUUCGCCAGUGGUUCUCUUGUGUGUGGAACACUCGAUGGAGCGCUGGAUUUACGCCUGUGUGUACGAAGCUGUCGAGUCGUCCAUUAUUCGCCCUGACAAGCCUGAUACGCCUCACCGGGACGCCAACGGGAAAGACCGUGCCCUGGCUGUGCUGGGGCUCCGCCGGCAAUCACCUCCGCUAAUCCGAAAUGCCAUCCAGACGGUACUCGCAAUGCUUGGUUGGGCCUCGCCAGUGACAUGGCCGAGCACAGUGCAGAAGCAAGCCAUUGAGCUUGCCCCCACACUAGAUUCAAGAAAUGACCGGACGAUAGACAUUGGUGGCACACGAGUCACGAACGCUACACCACUAAAUCUACCCGUCGUGCAGACACGGGAAGAGAGCGGGAGCGAGCCAAUAGAUAUGGGAGUGAUCAACAUGCAGAUGGACAUAUUGGAAGAGCUGAUGCGUUCUACGACGCCACCGGCCUCAACAGCAGAGUCAGAGCAAGACGAAAACGACCCACGGAUACGUAUUACGUCACGGGAAGGCAUUGUGGAGAUGGAAGUUCGUCUUCCGCCUCGGACACUGUCCACUCAUACCGAGGUUGCCGAAGCCUUUGGUUCUUCUCGAGACCACGGAGCUGGCGAUCUGUCCAGUGCAGCACACUUGGCGGACAAGAAGUCGUAUCAUCGAGUGACUCAGUUGUCGUGCGAGCCUGCUCAGAUGAUUAGUGCCAUGGUACGCGCUCAGCUUGUUGGUCUGGCCAUGCUUCCCAUCCGCAUGGUGACUUUACGCACAAUUGCUUCGCACUAUCUGGCCAGCCAAGGACUGCACGCAGGCCCGCACCGUAGCGUCAGUUCACUAGACUUUGUCAAUAACUUUAGCUGGGUCGGGGUGGGCAGUUUGCUUUCGCGGAUAGCGCUCUGUGGCGCGUUGGAGAUGACGAUUGAUCUCCGUCUAUGGGAGUGGCAGUAUCUUGUGAUUACGCAGCUUGGACAGAAGGUGUUUGGGUGGGGUGUGCUGUAA